Molecule: messenger RNA, 348 nt
Organism: Plasmodium knowlesi strain H
Lineage: Eukaryota; Apicomplexa; Aconoidasida; Haemosporida; Plasmodiidae
Product: conserved Plasmodium protein, unknown function
Exons: 1
Coding region: 1-348 (115 amino acids)
Source: RefSeq, a predicted model, not a curated record
AUGUGCAGCGCAAUAAGUCGCGUAUAUGGAAACAAAAAAAAAAAAAAAAAAAAAAAAAAUGCAACAGCGCUCGAAGAACAAUGGAUCAAGGGAGGAACAAGAAUGGAACAAAGGAUGGAGAACAAGCGUGUAACAAAAGAAAAGGCAAAAAAGGAGGAGCCCACACCUCAAUGGAAAAUUUGUGGAACAGGAAAAAAUCAAGAGAGAUGGAACUCUGACGAAAAAAAAGGAACGAAAAAAAGCAAAGGAAGAAGGUAUGCAAACACGAAAAAAAAAAAAAAAAAAAAGGGGGAAUCCAAACCACGAAGAGGAGAAGGACGAAGAGACGCACGACGAGAAAACGUAUGA